Molecule: messenger RNA, 4737 nt
Organism: Fonsecaea erecta
Lineage: Eukaryota; Fungi; Ascomycota; Eurotiomycetes; Chaetothyriales; Herpotrichiellaceae
Exons: 3
Coding region: 1-4737 (1578 amino acids)
Biological process (GO): DNA-templated transcription
Molecular function (GO): DNA binding; DNA-directed RNA polymerase activity
Source: RefSeq, a predicted model, not a curated record
AUGGCUGCAGCCACACAGGUCCAGGAUAUGGUCCUGGGAAAAGAGCAGGUGAUAAAUGAUGUUCCCAAAGUGAUCAAGGAAAUCCAAUUUGGCGUCUUCUCGGAUCAAGAUAUAAUCAACCAGUCUGCCGUUGAACUCGUCGACCGCCGCCUGUUCGAUCUCGACAAGACACGCUCGGAUGGAACUCGUGCUAUCGCUGAAUACGGGCCUCUUGAUAGGCGCAUGGGCGUUUCGUCGAAGCAGAACACAUGCGAAACCUGCGGACAACAUCUGCAAGAGUGCAAUGGUCACUUUGGCCAUGUCCGACUGGUCCUUCCUGUUUACCACGUCGGAUACUUCAGAAAAGACUGUUCCUGCAUUCUCCUCUCCGAAGCCGACCGCCGAAAAUUCCUGAGCGCAAUCCGCAGAUCACAAAAUGAUAGCUUGAAACAGGCUGCUAUUGUCAGACGGGUUGCAGAUCAAUGCAAGAAGACGAAAGUGUGCUUCGAAUGCGGCGCCGUCAAUGGCUUGGUUCGGAAAGCGACGACGCAUUCUCUCAAGAUAACUCACGACAAAUUCAAGUCCUAUAAUGCCUCCACCUCCGCGAAAAAGGUACCGCCGCCUGAAAAGGUCGCUUUUGACAAAUCUUUCGAGAGCGCCAAGCUUGCCAACUCGGAACUCGAGAAGCAUCUUAAGAAGGCAAUGGAUGAUUUGACCCCGCUUCGAGCUCUGCGUCUGUUCAAACGAAUCCGUCGUACCGAUCGUGAAUUGCUCGGACUCUUUUCCGCGAAACCAGAAUCUUUUCUUUGGACAUAUGUCCCUGCUCCUCCUGCGUGUAUCCGACCGUCGGUAGGACAAGAGGCUUCAAGCACCGAAGACGACAUCACCGCUAAGCUCGGGGAUAUUGUCGCUGCGAAUGAUGCGUUGCGCGAAACUCUUGAGAAGGGGUUGCCCUCCUCGCAGAUCAUGGAACACUGGGAUUAUUUGUCCCUCCAACUGGCGAUGUACAUCAACAGUGACGUACCCGGUCUAGCAAAAGGGGAAUUUGGCAAACAGAUCAGGGGGUUCGUCCAACGUCUCAAAGGCAAGCAAGGACGCUUUCGAGGCAACCUUUCCGGCAAACGAGUCGAUUUCUCGGCGCGGACGGUCAUCUCCCCUGACCCUAACCUGCGCAUCGAUGAAGUCGCAGUCCCCAUCUUAGUGGCAAAAAACAUGACGUACCCAGAAGUGGUCAACGAGCUCAACAUUGAGAAGUUACGACAACGAGUACGCAACGGACCCAAUGUCUGGCCAGGAGCCAACCAUGUGAUUAAGAAGGAAGGGUUCAAGAAUUCUUUGAAGUACAACACCCAUCUCACGGCGAAUCAUCUGAAGGAAGGCGACAUCGUUGAACGCCAUCUUGAAGAUGGCGAUGUGGUUUUGUUCAACCGCCAGCCUUCGCUGCACAAACUCAGUAUCCUUAGCCAUUUCGUCAAGGUUCGACCCCAUCGGACAUUUCGAUUGAACGAGUGUGUCUGCAACCCUUACAAUGCCGAUUUUGAUGGAGACGAAAUGAAUCUCCACGUCCCCCAGACAGAAGAAGCGCGGACGGAAGCAAUGCUUUUGAUGGGCGUCAAGCACAACAUUGUGACCCCCAAAAAUGGCGAGCCGAUUAUAUCGGCAAUUCAGGACUUUAUCACCGCGUCGUUCCUGCUGAGCAGCCUGGAUCAGUUCUUCGAUAAGAAAACAUUCGUGACGAUGUGCUGUGGGAUGCUGGAGCCUGAGACAAAAUUUGACCUUCCUCCCCCUGCAAUCAUCAAGCCUCAGACACUUUGGACGGGCAAGCAGGUUUUCAGUGUCUUGAUGCGUCCGAACAAGGAGUCGCACGUGAGAGUCAAUCUUGACGCUGCCUGCCGAGACCACAAUCAAUACCACCCUGGCCUACAUCGAGACCUUCAGGAUGAUAGUUUCUUAUGUAUCCGCAAUUCAGAGGUGCUUUGCGGUCGGAUGGACAAGUCAACAGUCGGAUCAGGAAAGAAGAACUCAAUCUUCUACAUUCUAUACCGUGAUUUCGGACCUGAUGCUGCCGCUCAAGGGAUGAACCGCCUUUCGAAACUCUGCGCCAGGUGGCUGGGCAAUCAAGGCUUCACUGUUGGUAUCAGUGAUGUUACACCGCCUGAAAAGCUCGUCAAAGAAAAGGCCGAUAUGAUAGCCAAAGUGUUCGACGAGUGUAGCUCUUUUGCCCGCGACUCAAAGGCGGGUAAGCUGAAGCGCAAGGCCGGUUUGGACGAUGCAGGCACCCUCGAAGCAGAACAGAUCCGAGUGUUGAGUACGGUUCGAACCAACAUCGCCGGAAUUCUAACAUCCCAGCUCAGUAAAAACAACACCCCAAUGGUCAUGGCCGUCUCUGGCUCCAAGGGCUCGAACAUCAACGUGGCGCAGAUGGCAGCCCUUCUAGGACAACAAGAUAUUGAAGGAAAGCGUGUCGCCGAUGGUUUCCAGGACCGUACAUUACCGCAUUUCUUGAAACAUGAACGAUCUCCUCCCUCAAAAGGUUUCGUUUCGAACAGCUUCUUCAGCGGUCUACUCCCUUACGAGUUUUUGUUCCAUGCUGUUGGAGGUCGGGUUGGUCUUGUGGAUACUGCGGUCAAAACAGCAGAAACCGGAUAUAUGUCAAGGCGACUGAUGAAGUCUCUCGAGGAUCUUUCAACAAAUUACGAUCGCACGGUCCGCAACUCCGCUUCCAACAUUGUACAGUUUCGUUUUGGGGAUGACGAUCUCGACCCUGUCGAUAUGGAGGCAAGUGCUAAACCGGUCGACUUCGAACGCACCUACGCUCAUGUCGAGGCAACUACCUUUGAUAUGAAGGACCAAGGCCUGAAGGAUACCGAAAUCUUCAAUGUCAUGGAAGAGAUGCUGUCAACAAAGAGAGACCUGCUGACAAGAGUCGGGCUCAAUAGUGUCGAGCUUCGAUAUGAUGCUGAUGACGAUAAACUGGUCGACCAAAAUGAGAGCAAUCGAGCAUUCCUACAAUCGAUCCAUGACUUUGUCAUGGCAAAGUGCCACGCCUUUAAUGAGGCGAGGGCGGAAAAACAGCGGUUUGCACUGCCACCCUCUGGAACGGGCUCUAGCGGAAAGCGAAAAGCUGAAGCCGAGCCAGACGACGCGGGCGAGGAAGGACCUGCUCAGAAACGACGUACGGGCAGAAAAGGCGCAAUUCCUACCACGUCAAAAGUUUCGAAGAACCAAAGGCCCGUCCCAGCAGAGGAUCGCAUGCGAACGAAGCCGUCUCCGUCCACGAAAGAUCGCUUUGAGCUCACGUCUAAGCUUUCUAGAAAGACGCUGGAAGCGUUUGUGAACCUCUGCUUGGAGAAAUAUGAGCGAGCACGUGUAGAACCCGGGCACGCGGUCGGGGCUGUGGGUGCACAGUCCAUAGGAGAACCAGGAACCCAAAUGACGCUGAAAACUUUCCAUUUCGCCGGUGUCGCUGGCAUGAGUUUGACAGCAGGUGUUCCCCGAAUUAAGGAAAUCAUCAAUGCCUCGAGGGAGAUCAGUACUCCCGUCAUCACUUGCCGGUUAGAGCGCCGAAGAGAUCUGUCCAUACCCGAAGGCCUUGCCCGCAUCGUCAAAGGCCGGAUCGAAAAUCUGUUUCUGGCAGACGUAACGUCUUAUAUCGAAAUCCACCACUUUUUAGACCGACCAAGUUGCAUCGACCUCCAAAUCUCAUUGGACACGAUUACCGAGCUGGGUCUCGAUCUCACUGUGGAGGACAUCGUAACUGCCAUCCAAAAACAUCGACAACUCAAAUCUGCCAAACUGAGGAUCGAAUUUCGCGGCAAAGAUAAGCUCAGGAUACUCACAGAUUUUGCGAUCAAGUCUGCAAAGAGAGGGGCGGCAGCCAAGGCUGAUGAGGAAGGUCAAAGUGAACGUCUCAUUCGGCUUCAGACUCUGCGUCGCAUACUGCCCAACGUGCACGUCCUGGGUCAUCCUCUAGCAACUAGAGCAGUGGUCAUGGCAGAAGACGAUCCAAGGUCAGACGAGAUCAAGGCCAUGCGUAGGUCUUUGGCACAGGCGGUGAAGGCCGAGCAGGCUGAUUCUAGCGCCGACGCUGAAGUCAAAAACGAAGCCAUGGGGGGAACAGGCGAUGUUCCCUCCGACCUGUCCUCAAAAAUCAAAGUCGAGGAGCCAACGCCAUCCGUUUCCCUCCAUGCCGUGCCGCAAAAAGACACUGCACCUGUGCAAAUGCACAAAGUCAUGGUCGAAGGCUACGGUCUCCGCUAUUGUAUGAACACCGAAGGUGUCGACCCCUAUCAUACCGAAACGAACUCUGUGAUGGAAACUCUUCAGGUCCUCGGCAUCGAAGCCGCCCGCUCCAAAAUCAUCACUGAAAUCCAAGAAGUUACCAAAGGUCUCUCGAUCGAUCCGCGUCAUAUGUAUCUGUUGGCCGACGUGAUGACCUACAAAGGCGAGGUGUUGGGCAUCACGCGUUUCGGGCUGGCCAAAAUGCGUGACUCGGUGUUACAGCUGGCCAGUUUCGAGAAGACGGCCGACCACGUCUUUGAUGCCGGGGCGGCAGGCAAGGUCGACCGGAUCGAGGGAGUCAGCGAGAGUGUGAUCGUCGGCAAAACCAUGGGCGUGGGCACCGGGAGCGUCGAGGUUGUGAGGUAUUUGAACCUUGGCGCUAAUGUCUCAAGCAAGACAGGGGCGUUGAAGAAGAAAGCCUGUAUUUUCGAGGACAGUUGGGAGAAGGCGGCCAGGAAGGAGAGGAUGAGAAGAUGA